CCACUCGGAUGCUGUAUGUUAAUUGUGUUAUUUUGCUGCUUUCUUUUAUGGAAACAUGAAGAAUAUGAAGAAGAAGAGGAGAAGCCAAGGCCCAAGUUGACCGCUCCCAAGAUCCCAGAGGGGGAGAAAGUUGACUUUGAUGACAUCCAGAAGAAACGUCAGAACAAGGACCUGGUGGAGCUGCAGGCCCUCAUUGAUGCUCACUUUGAGCACAGAAAGAAGGAGGAAGAGGAGCUCAUCGCUCUGAAGGACAGAAUCGAGAAGCGCCGAGCUGAGAGGUCCGAGCAGCAGAGGAUCCGAACGGAGAAGGAGAAGGAGCGCCAGACGAGACAGGCUGAGGAGAAGGCACGCAGAGAGGAGGAGGCCAUGAAGAGAAUGGCUGAUGAUGACCUGAAGAAGAAGAAGGCUUUGAGCAACAUGGGCUCUCAGUACAGCAGCUACCUGGCCAAGGCUGACCAGAAGAGGGGCAAGAAGCAGACUGAGAGGGAAAAGAAGAAGAAGAUCCUGGCAGAAAGACGCAAGCCUCUUAACAUCGACCAUCUGAAUGAUGACAAGCUCAGGGAGAAGGCCAAGGAGCUUUGGGACUGGAUGCACUCUCUGGAAUCUGAGAAGUUCGAUCUCGGAGAGAAAUUGAAGAGGCAGAAGUACGAGGUUAUCUCCCUCCGAAACCGAAUUGAUGAACUCCAGAAACAUAGCAAGAAGGGCCAGGCCGCUCGCCGUAGAAAGUAAGCUGCCGAGGGAGGACGCGCCGGACCUGCUGCUUGGAGCCUGGACUGCUGCUUCAGAGGACGCCUAUGGUCCCCGCGGCCACCCCAAACGUGGAAGCUCGUCACUUUGCUAUCUCGCUCUCUGCUUCCCAAACCUCCGUAACAGAACACGGCAGAUUAGAGCCUCCAAUCCAUGCGUCUUUCCAUCUGAAAUUGUGUGCUUCUCAUCAUUUCUUUUUUUUGUAAAUAAAGUGUCACUAUUCUACUUCUGUCUUCUGACCUUUGAUUGAUCUCAUGCCAAUAAAAUCGUCCUCAGCCUAAA
This is a messenger RNA of Erpetoichthys calabaricus (reedfish), 1029 nucleotides long. RefSeq names its product troponin T type 3a (skeletal, fast) (gene tnnt3a). Gene Ontology annotation, molecular function: tropomyosin binding; troponin C binding; troponin I binding. The transcript has 10 exons. The record is from RefSeq and is a predicted model, not a curated record. Lineage: Eukaryota; Metazoa; Chordata; Cladistia; Polypteriformes; Polypteridae. Gene Ontology annotation, cellular component: troponin complex. Gene Ontology annotation, biological process: sarcomere organization; regulation of muscle contraction; muscle contraction. The coding region runs from base 16 to 729 and encodes 237 amino acids.